CUCUCGCGCUUAGUUUUGUUGUUGUGCUACUGCCUUCCGCCCCCAUGUAUUGUUUCCGCCUCAUUCAGCGAGGAGCUGACGCUAUACCAAAUGUACCGCUAACCCUUUUUUAUAUAAUAGGCAGUUAUAUUUAGUUCAUGUCCAGGUAUUUCUAAAACCGGAAACAGAAACACUGACGGGCAGCAAUGUCGCUGUAUGAUGACCUCGGUGUGGCUGCUAAUGACACAAAGACCGAAGGCUGGUCCAAGAACUUCAAGCUGCUGCAGUCUCAGCUGAAGGUGAAGAAGGCGGCUCUGACCCAGGCCAAGACCCAGCGGAUGAAGCAGACCACUGUAUUGGCUCCGGUCAUUGAUCUAAAGAGAGGAGGCUCCAGUGAUGAGAGACAGAUCACAGACACUCCUCCACAUGCUGCCGCUGGACUUAAGGAUGCCGUGCCCAGUGGUUUCUCCUCCGGCGAUGUGCUGAUCCCGUUGGCAGACGAGUACGAUCCAAUAUUCCCCAACGACUACGAGAAGGUAGUGAAGCGGCACCGAGAAGAACGUCAGCGGCUUAGGGAGCAGGAGCGGCAGAAGGAGAUCGAGGAGAGGGAAAAGAAGAGGAAAGACAGGCACGACGGUGGAGCUCCAAGUGGUUUCUCUCGUUUCCCUGCAGCAGAGGGCGACUCAGAUGAGGACGAUGACUACGAGAAAGAGCGGCGAAAACGAAGUUUGGGCGGAGCAGCUAUCGCCCCUCCUUCUUCACUUGUGGACAGCUCACCUGCGUUCUCCUACGAGGAUGAAGGUCGUCCUGCCAGGAGCUCAAAGGCCGCCAUCCCUCCACCUAUGUAUGAGGACUCAGAGCGGCCACGUUCACCCCCCGGACCAACCAGCUCCUUCCUGGCCAACAUGGGAGGUACGGUGGCCCAUAAGAUCAUGCAGAAGUACGGCUUCAAAGAAGGUCAGGGCCUGGGGAAGCACGAGCAGGGCCUCAGCACGGCGCUGUCUGUGGAGAAGACCAGCAAGAGAGGUGGAAAGAUCAUCAUAGGUGACGCUGCAGAAAAACCAGGGUCCAGCCAAUCAGGUGUUGCUGAGACUUCAGGCGGAGGCUCUGCAGCGGACUCUUCCAAGAAGUCGGAGGCCAACCCGCUCACAGAGAUCCUCAAAAACCCGACCAAAGUGGUCCUGCUGAGGAACAUGGUGGGCCGAGGAGAGGUGGACGAAGACCUGGAGGGAGAGACGAAAGAAGAGUGCGAGAAAUAUGGCAAAGUGGUUAAAUGUGUCAUUUUCGAGAUUGCAGAGGUGCUAGAUGAUGAAGCUGUCAGGAUAUUUCUGGAGUUUGAGAGGGUGGAGUCAGCCAUCAAAGCCGUGGUGGAUCUGAAUGGACGUUAUUUUGGUGGACGAGUCGUCAAGGCCUGUUUCUAUAAUCUAGACAAGUUUCGGGUUUUGGACCUCGGUGAGCAGGUCUGAUGUCUCUCCAGGCACUGACACACUAUGAACACACGUCAUCUCCCCACUUGUACAUAAACCUUUUUUAUAAUUCAUGAACAGCAGUGAAGUGUCUGUAUGUAGUGAUCUUAUAGAUUAUUGGUUGUUUCUUUUUUGUUUUUUGUUUUUUUUUCUGUGAUGAAAAAUAUCUUUUAUGUCAAGACAAAAUAAAGGGUUUAAGCUAUA
Molecule: messenger RNA, 1649 nt
Organism: Siniperca chuatsi (mandarin fish)
Lineage: Eukaryota; Metazoa; Chordata; Actinopteri; Centrarchiformes; Sinipercidae
Gene: rbm17
Product: RNA binding motif protein 17
Exons: 13
Coding region: 186-1445 (419 amino acids)
Biological process (GO): mRNA cis splicing, via spliceosome; alternative mRNA splicing, via spliceosome
Cellular component (GO): precatalytic spliceosome
Molecular function (GO): RNA binding
Source: RefSeq, a predicted model, not a curated record